AUGUCCGCCGCCGUGGCCGCCGCCGCCGCUGCUGCCGCCAUGUCGGGGUACCACAACUCCUCUCGGAGACAACACACAGAUCACGAACUGCCUUUACCAUCGCAACGAGUGUGCGUCCCUCCUCCUCUGAGCAGGUACGAGUCGCAGAAGCGACGCGACUGGAACACCUUCGGCCAGUACCUCAAAAACCACCGUCCACCCUUGACCCUCUCGCGCUGCAGCGGCGCGCACGUGCUGGAAUUCCUCCGCUACCUCGACCAGUUCGGAAAAACCAAGGUGCACGCCGAAACCUGCGCGUACUUCGGAAACUCCCACCCGCCCGGUCCCUGCGCGUGCCCCUUGAAGCAGGCGUGGGGCAGCCUCGACGCGCUGAUCGGGCGGCUGCGCGCGGCUUUCGAGGAGCACGGCGGAGCGCCGGAGAUGAACCCGUUCGGAACACGCGCGGUGAGGUUGUACCUUAGGGAAGUUCGCGACGCGCAGGCGAAGGCGAGAGGCAUAGCGUAUGAGAAGAAGAAGAGAAAGAAGGCUCAAACGCAUGAUGAUGUGAUGAGCAUGAUGGGUUCCAGUGAUGCGAGUUAUUCUGGUUAUGGUGGUUGCUUUGUUCCUCAGCAGGUUCUGCCUGAUUCAAAUGGAAUAACUUGUUCUUCUACCCCUGAUGGGGUUUCGUAUUUCUCGUCCCAGUGUGGGUUUAAUUGA
This is a messenger RNA of Sphenostylis stenocarpa, 696 nucleotides long. NCBI's taxonomy places the organism in Eukaryota, Viridiplantae, Streptophyta, Magnoliopsida, Fabales, Fabaceae. The record is from the annotation of a GenBank genome assembly.